GCAGAGUAAGCAGAAGAGGACGUUCACAGAGCCUGAUCGUCGCUUCUUUCUGCUGGUUGUCACGGGUUUGCUCAGAAAUUCACCAUGCUGAUAUCUGCCUUUCCUCACUUCAUCAUCUUCGUAUUUGCGGCCCGUGUACACGCAUAUGACAGUACACUUAACGACGUAAGGAUCCAAUGCAACGAGACAUUUCCCAUUUCAUAUGAGUACGAUGUCCAUUUGAUGAACUUCGGCAGUUUCCCGGAUGAGUCCGACCAAACUUCCAUGUGCUUCAUUCAUUGUGUCAUGGAUAAAACAGGAAUGAUGGACACAGAGGGUACGUUUCAUAAAAAUACAGUGGUGGAGAAGCUGCAAGGGUUUCCAAACGAUACCGAAAUUCCAGACCUAGAGGAAAUUGUGGAACAUUGCGUUACAGAAACUGACCAAGAAGAAUUGUGUGAAAGAGCCUACGGCUUUGGAAAAUGCCUUAUGAUAGAGGAAAUACAGCGGCAUGGGGAAGCUCAGGAGGAAGAAUGAAGCAAGGAACAAUGACCUGGUCUACUUUUACCACUGUUAUUUCGUAGUACGACAUAGUCGCAGCACAAACGGAAACUGUCUUACGUAAAACGCUUGUGUGUUUUUUUUUAGAGAUUCUUGUUUUUCUUGUACCUUCCCGCUACUCCACAUAUAUCGUAUUAAAAUUAUAUCUGAUUGUUAUGAA
Messenger RNA from Zootermopsis nevadensis, 700 nucleotides. RefSeq names its product general odorant-binding protein 84a. The record is from RefSeq and is a predicted model, not a curated record. Gene Ontology annotation, molecular function: odorant binding. Gene Ontology annotation, biological process: sensory perception of smell. Lineage: Eukaryota; Metazoa; Arthropoda; Insecta; Blattodea; Termopsidae.